Closterium sp. Naga37s-1 is the source of this 2049-nucleotide messenger RNA. Lineage: Eukaryota; Viridiplantae; Streptophyta; Zygnematophyceae; Desmidiales; Closteriaceae. The record is from the annotation of a GenBank genome assembly.
AUGAAAGGCGCGAUCCAGUCAGGCGAGAAUAUCAUCAACCGUCUGCCUGACGACGUGCUCUCUGCAAUUCUCGAGCGCGCUUGUUCCAGCAAGGCGAUGCGCCACGCGCUCGUGUGCCGACUAUGGCUCCGCCUAGCACAACACUUGCAGCAGGCCGUUCAAGUCAGCGCCGAGCGCAACCUCCACGCGGGCGAGCUGCUGCGUGGCUUGUCGAGACUCCCCAAUGUGACCUCGCUCACGCUAGCCUACAGGAGUGUCGAUUUUCUCAACGACGAGUUCCUGACGGCGCUGCCAUCCGCUUGCUCGCAGCUCUCCCGCCUGCGCCUAGGCGGGCCGCGGUACACCGGAGUGCCGCACUUCCGCAUCACACCCCCGUGCCUCGGCCGCUUCCUCCUCGGCGCUUCGCGCCUCGAGGAGCUCACUCUCGACCACAGCCUCGGCCACAUGACGAAGCUUCCUUCCUCGCUCGCAUCGCUAUCGUCGCUUCGCGUGCUCAACCUCAGCAUGCCGCGCUUUACCGCUCUUCCCGACGAGUUCGGCGCGCUGCGCGCAUUGGAGGAGCUCCGCGUCAGCUGCCACGGGCUGCAGAGCCUCCCCGCGUUUGUCACGCAGCUCACGCGCCUGUCCCACCUUUGCGUGGCAGAAUGCCGCGCGAUGCGCCAGCUCCCCGCGCAGCUCGGCGCGCUGAGCUCGCUGAUGGCGCUGGAAAUACACGGAUGGUACCGCCUUGAGGGCGUUCCGGAGAGCAUCGGCGCGCUCAAGGAGCUGCGACGCCUGGACCUGCGCAACAUCUCCUGCGCGCUGUCCGACGUGGGGGAGGAGUGGCGGAAGCUGGAAGAAUUGCGUCUGGAGAACGUCGACUGUGUCCACCUUCCGCCCAUCUCCCUCGAGUCCCUUGCGGUCCUCACCAUCCGCAAGUGCAGCAGCCUCCGCGCGCUACCCGACGACAUCGGCAUGGCGCCAGCCCUCCGCGAGCUCGAGAUCGUCUUCGCGCCGAUCACCGAGCUGCCCGCGUCGAUCGCGAUGCUGACGUCAUUGGAGCGGCUGGUGUUGGCGCCGUGCAAGUCGGUGAGAGCGCUGCCGCCCACGCUGCUGGCGCUGCCGCGACUGGCGCACGUGAUGCUGAAGAACGUGUCGUGCCUUGCUUCGCUGAUGGGCGGCCAGCCAGUCGGGCGCCUCGCGCCGCUGCAAUCUUUAUCCUUCGAGAGCGCCCUCUUCACCCAUUUUCCCCCCGCCCUCCCCUCGCUCGCGCCCUCUUUGCGCGCGCUCACGCUCGCUGACAUCCCUGUGCUCUACUCCUUGCCAGCCGCAGUCUUCCGCCUCAUCGCGCUCACCUCCCUCUCACUUCUCCGCCUGCGGCACAUCAAGUGCCUCCCCCCUGCGCUCUCCGCGCUCUCCGCCCUCCGGACGCUCAAAGUCACCAGCGUGCCUAAGCUCGCGGCGCUUCCCGAAUCUUUGCGCCAGCUGGCGGCGCUCGAGUCGCUGGAGAUCGACGACCUCCCCAAGCUGCGAAACCUGCCCGCGUCGCUGGGCCGCCAGACGGCGCUGCGGAGUCUGGUGCAGCGCCGCGGCGCUCUGGCCGCCACCGUGACCACCGCCAUGGGCGGGCUCAGCGCACUGACGCACCUCAGCGUCACUUGGUGCGCCGCGCUCACCGCGCUGCCAGAUUCCAUGGGCCAGCUGGGAUGCUUAAAAACGUUGACUAUAGACAACGCAUCGAUUGCGACCCUCCCAAACACUCUGAGCGGGAUGACCCGCAUGGAAGAGCUGCUCGUCUCCUACUGCCCCCACCUCACCGCGCUCCCCGCAUCCCUCUGCUCCCUCCCCCGCCUCCACACGCUCUCCCUCACCAAGUGCCCCGCCCUUUGCGCCCUCCCCGACGCCAUAGGCCAGCUGCCCGCCCUCAAGCAUUUCUCCAUCAAGGACUGCUCCGCACUCUCCCGCCUCCCCGCGUCCCUCCCGCGCCUCCCCGCUCUUGAUUCGCUCGACAUCGCGUGCUGCCCGUUGCUCACGCACCUCCCCGACGACUUCGACCCGCUGCCCGUAUAG